Molecule: messenger RNA, 1790 nt
Organism: Humulus lupulus (European hop)
Lineage: Eukaryota; Viridiplantae; Streptophyta; Magnoliopsida; Rosales; Cannabaceae
Product: 26S proteasome regulatory subunit 8 homolog A
Exons: 9
Coding region: 148-1401 (417 amino acids)
Biological process (GO): proteasome-mediated ubiquitin-dependent protein catabolic process
Cellular component (GO): proteasome regulatory particle, base subcomplex
Molecular function (GO): ATP hydrolysis activity; ATP binding; proteasome-activating activity
Source: RefSeq, a predicted model, not a curated record
ACAAUCCAUAAAGACAAUCAACACCCAAACCCACCAUUCCCAAAUCACAGACCGACUUCUUACGCAAGGCAACUCAAAGAGAAUACUGACUCUCCUGUCUUUGGAAUAUUUGAGGCAAAACCAUAUCUUGAUCCGAGCCCCUUUUCAAUGGCGACAGUCGGGGUGGAAUCCAAAUUACCAGAGGCCAUGCCGGAGGAGACUUGCUCGGCCAAGUCGACGAAGCAAGGGGAAGGUCUCAGACAGUACUACCUCCAACACAUUCAUGAGCUCCAGCUUCAGGUCCGCCAGAAGACCCACAAUCUUAAUCGUCUCGAAGCUCAGCGCAAUGAGCUCAAUUCAAGAGUGAGGAUGCUUAGGGAAGAGCUACAACUGCUUCAGGAACCUGGAUCCUAUGUUGGCGAAGUAGUCAAAGUAAUGGGAAAAAACAAGGUCUUGGUUAAGGUUCAUCCAGAAGGAAAAUACGUUGUCGAUAUUGAUAAAAGCAUUGAUAUCACAAAGAUUACACCAUCAACUAGAGUUGCUCUCCGCAACGACAGUUAUGUUCUUCAUCUGAUCUUGCCGAGCAAAGUAGAUCCUUUGGUUAACCUUAUGAAAGUUGAAAAGGUUCCAGAUUCUACAUAUGAUAUGAUUGGUGGGCUUGAUCAGCAGAUCAAAGAAAUUAAAGAGGUUAUUGAGCUUCCUAUUAAACACCCUGAGUUGUUUGAGAGUCUUGGAAUAGCUCAACCAAAGGGUGUCCUUCUGUAUGGCCCUCCGGGUACAGGAAAGACACUUUUGGCGAGAGCUGUGGCUCAUCAUACCGAUUGUACUUUCAUCAGGGUUUCUGGUUCUGAAUUAGUUCAGAAAUACAUUGGAGAAGGCUCUAGAAUGGUUAGGGAACUUUUUGUCAUGGCAAGGGAGCAUGCUCCAUCGAUCAUCUUUAUGGAUGAAAUUGAUAGUAUUGGGUCUGCUCGAAUGGAGUCUGGAAGUGGCAAUGGAGACAGUGAAGUGCAGCGGACUAUGCUGGAGCUUCUCAACCAGUUGGAUGGAUUUGAAGCAUCAAACAAGAUCAAGGUAUUGAUGGCAACAAAUCGCAUUGAUAUUUUGGAUCAAGCCCUCCUUAGGCCAGGGAGAAUUGACAGAAAGAUUGAGUUUCCAAAUCCUAAUGGUGAUUCUCGUUUCGACAUCUUGAAAAUUCAUUCAAGGAGAAUGAAUUUAAUGCGUGGGAUUGAUCUGAAGAAGAUUGCAGAGAAGAUGAAUGGGGCAUCUGGUGCAGAGCUGAAGGCUGUAUGCACAGAAGCAGGGAUGUUUGCUUUGAGGGAGAGAAGGGUUCAUGUAACUCAGGAAGACUUUGAGAUGGCAGUGGCCAAGGUUAUGAAGAAGGAUACUGAGAAAAACAUGUCGUUGCGCAAGCUAUGGAAGUAGUUCUUUAACUGAAUACUAUGCUGUGAAAGGCAACAAGGCAGACAAGAAAAUUUGCUGGCGCUUAUGCUUUUUUCACAUGCAAAGUUCUCAAGCCCUCCGACUGCGCUGACGCUCGACUUUGUGCAUGUUUAUUGUUUUUCAGAGUUGGUAACUGGGUAUUUUCUUUCACCGUCUGGUCUCUGUGAAUGGAUUCGUAGGAGACACUUUUAUGAAAUUUCAUCGCUUGAGUGCUUCAUUUCAUGUUCUCAUUGAUUCUAGGCUCGAAGUUAGCACGACCCAUCAAGAAAAUUGUGAAAACCUGAUUGGACCGAAUCACUGAUUGAUGUAAUGGUCCAUCGUGAAAUGUUUUUCACUUUUCAUGCCUAAUAAAUAAAUCAUAUAUAGAUGUA